Messenger RNA from Triticum aestivum (bread wheat), 1788 nucleotides. Its product is annotated as G-type lectin S-receptor-like serine/threonine-protein kinase At4g11900. Gene Ontology annotation, biological process: protein phosphorylation; cell surface receptor signaling pathway. The record is from RefSeq and is a predicted model, not a curated record. Bases 167 to 1648 code for a protein of 493 amino acids. The transcript has 7 exons. Gene Ontology annotation, molecular function: protein kinase activity; ATP binding. NCBI's taxonomy places the organism in Eukaryota, Viridiplantae, Streptophyta, Magnoliopsida, Poales, Poaceae.
ACCGUGUACACACAUGAGUCAUUGCUCCAUCUUAUCUUACGCAAACAAAAGGCAGCGCCCCGGGUUUGUCCCAGUCAAUUGUCGAAUUCUUAUGUAGACAAUGCUUCUUCUGUUUGGGUCAUCAUCGGCAUGACCGGUUCUUUCCGGCGGCCAGGAACCUGCAAGGAUGGCGGACGUGGUUGGCAUCCCCACGGAGAUCCUCCGCCUCGCGCUGGCGAUCAGGCAGGCGGCUGACACGGUGAGGCAGAACAGGGAGGACUGCCUCGAGAUCCAGCGGUGCGUGAACAGGCUCCACGGCAUCAUGUCCUCGGCUAUUCGCGGCACAGGCACGGACAUGAUAGCGAACUUGGCAGUGAGCGCCGCGCUGGGGGACCUGGAACGGAUCCUCCGCCGCGCCCUCGACCUCGUCACCACCUGCCAACGGAGGAGCACCAUUUGCCAUUGCUUCACGGCCGGGAGGAUGUCUGGGCAGCUGCUUCGGGUCCAGCGGGACAUCGCGAACCAGCUGUUGAUGGUAAACUUCGCCCAGGUUACCACCCUUCUGAUCACUACUAGGCCUGUUCCACGAGAGGAUCCCGUUUACGGACCCGUUGAGCCCUGGGACUACUGGAUGGCACCAAGGAGUGAAGAUGCCGUCUAUGAUUCGAUACACUUUUGCAUGGAAGUGACAGCUGCCGUGUCAUCAUCACGUUCACGCUUGAGGGUGUUCAGCAUGUCUGAGUUGGAGGCCGCUACAAAUAGCUUUUCAUGUGAACAAGUGAUCCAUGAUGGCGACUCUGUUACCGUCUACAAGGGUGUAUUACCUGAUGGGAGCGUGGUUGCCAUCAAGCGAUCUCAUGAUGAAAAGGAUCUUCUAUUUCCAGUGCACCUCCAGCACAAAAACGUAGUUACAUCUCUAGGAUACUGCCCUCAUGAACAAGGGAAGCUGGUGGUCGAAGAGUAUAUGCCAAACGGAAUGUUGUCUGAGAUGAUCAAUGAGAUGUCGGAACAGCUAGAUUGGCCCUCCACGUUGCAGACAGUUCAAGGGAUCGCAGAGGGCGUAGCUUAUCUCCAAACCAUGCGUGUCGUGCAUCCGGAUUUGAAGCCUUCCAACAUCUUCUUUGAUUCUGAUAUGAAUCCUAAGAUAGGUGGGCUUGGAAAGUCUAAACUUGUGCUGGAACAAGGUGUCGCUCAAAUAAAGACAGAAGAGCUACUUGGCACAGUGGGCAAUAUACCUCCUGAGUAUAUCAGUGACGGCAUUAUCUCCAUGAAGAGCAACGUUUUCAGCUUCGGCGUCCUCUUCCUCCGUAUCAUUAGUGGGAUGAGAGGCCCUGUACUAAACCAACAUCCAAUUGCAUGGGCUUUGGGGGUUUGGGAAGCUCGACAGACGGAGUCAUUUGGUCCGUCACCGCAGGAUCAGUCCGAGAGAAAGGAGAGAGAAAGGUGCAUCUGUAUCGGACUGUUGUGCACCCAAAUGGAUCCUCGUGGCCGGCCAACCAUGCCAGAUGUUCUGGCGAUGCUAAACGGCCAGGAAGAAUUGCCAUCCCCAGAGUUAUCUUGCUUCACUGGAAUAGGAAGUGCAGAGCAGGAGCAGCCGUGGUGGAGGAGCAGCUGGUGGAAGAGGAGGUCUGACGGUAGGAACUGGUCGUUGUUGGAGAAGACACGUUGAGAGUCCUCGGUACACAGACUGUGUGCUUAUGUAUCACUGCUAGUGUAAAGCCGAUGACAAUCGUAUCAGGUAUAUAUCGCACUGAGAUAAUACCCAACGCGUUGCUGGGGAACUUAUGGCAAUAAAUUUAUAAAGAAUAA